This is a messenger RNA of Colletotrichum navitas, 590 nucleotides long. RefSeq lists its product as uncharacterized. Lineage: Eukaryota; Fungi; Ascomycota; Sordariomycetes; Glomerellales; Glomerellaceae. Bases 221 to 418 code for a protein of 65 amino acids. The transcript has 2 exons. The record is from RefSeq and is a predicted model, not a curated record.
AAAGGUGUCCCGUCGGCUCGCCGCAAGACGAAUGCCAAGACGCAACUGCCAGUCGAAAGGACCGGCGCUUCUUAGCCCCCGGUACCUAUGCUUUACAGACAAACGCAUCGCAAAGUACCUAUCCGGCCAAUCUACACGAGGCCGCUAGAUCUGUCAGGGGCUACCGACUGGGUGUACCUGCACGUGUAUAUGUCAUAAAGAAUGCACAAGGGGCUGAAUUAUGCUGAAACCAAGAACACGGAUUUUCACAGUGGCCACGCUCCCUGUCCUCUCCCUGUUCAAGAAUGGGGAAUUAGGGACCGCCUGCCCGAGAGUUGGGAACGGAUACGCGGCAGCCACAUAUGACAGCAGCAGGAGGUACGUGGAGGAUGGUACUUACCUUAGGUACCUAACUGAGUUAUCAACUGGUGCCCGUUAGCGGACUGUUUCUUGGGUGUGUCUUUUUGCUGUAAAUACCUACCUAGGGAUCGACAUGACUUAUGCCCAGCUCCGGGUCUCCAAGUAGGUAAUACUGAAAGUCCUCUAUUCGAGCAGGCAUGAGUUCAAACUCAAUCCAUAGAUUCAUGUAACCCGAGCAGCGAUUUGCGGAC